This is a messenger RNA of Seminavis robusta, 2937 nucleotides long. Lineage: Eukaryota; Bacillariophyta; Bacillariophyceae; Naviculales; Naviculaceae. The record is from the annotation of a GenBank genome assembly.
UUUUGGUCAAUUGGAUCAAACUUAUUUUUAGGAGAAAGUCAGAUUUGUUUCCAAAUGAAAAUUUCGUCCGUUGCGUACUUCAUAAGAGCCACGGUGCGUACCGGUACUUCAUGCCACAAUACGGAGAAGCGCCCCCUUCAUUUUCAUUCUCGGUGUGGCACCUCUGGUACACUUCUAUCUAGACCUAGUAGAACUAGACCUCUAGCUAGAUAGAAGUAGGCACUGUACCUGGUAGUAGUUCUUUUGACAGAGACGGCUAUAGUAUCUACUUCUGGCCAUCUAGCUAGAAUCGAAUCAAGAUGAGCAACAACAGCUUCCCGCAAGGCAGUAAUUGGAUGAUGAUGCCACCUCCUCCUCCAGCUCGUCCUUCCAAUGGCAAUUGGAACAACCACAACUCGCAUCCGUCCUCCAACAGCGCGGUGAUGCCUCCUCCCCCGCGGUCGUCGGCCUUUCCUGUCCACAAUGCAGGUAGUGAUGAUAACAAUGGAAACAAACGGACGUCUUCUGGAAGCAACGCGCAAGGCCAGAGCAGUGGCAGCGGCCACAAUCCGCAGAACAAGCGUCCUUGCCGUUGGGGACCACCCGUGAGAGCGUUCCCCAAGAAUGCUUGGUCGUGCUCCAAAUGCUCUUUUACGCAUCGAUUUCCGUCCGAGAAGUGUGUCAUGUGUGGUGCUUUUCGGACAACAACAACUGCUACUAGUAAUAGUGAAGCAAUGAUCCCCAACCAAAAGUCCAAUCCCUCUUCAACGCCGUCACGAGCAACCACCAUAAUCAUCAGCAGCAGCGCUCUAGCCCAUACAAAACAAACUAAUGCAAUGACGCCUCCUAUCAAGCGAGAACCGACUAGCACCCUUCGCUCACAGCAAAAUCCAACAGCGGCUCGGCCUCCUCAACCAGCAAGAGCUCUUUUCCCACCUGGCGUCCAGCAAGAGACACAUCCUUCCGUAGAAAAGCAAGAAAGUACGCAAACCCCACAAACCCGAAAUAAUGGCAUACAGGGCACAAACCCUGGUCAGUUUAGUGACGCAGAAGACGAGGACGAAAAGCCAUCAGCCGUGAUUGAUCUUUGCUUAGAAAGUGAUGAAGACGCUUCGAAAAAGGAAAAUGGAUCACCCAAUGCAACGCACAUCAUCUUCUCCAUUGACUUUUCGGGAUCCAUGAAAAAGAAAGAUGUCAAAAAGGGAAAUGGAAGCAAAAUCUCAAGGUGGGAUGCUGUCUUUUUAUGCCUGGAAGGCUUCCUUGCAGAACAGAUUUCUUCGUCCAAUUCUGCUGGGGAAGCAAUGGUAUCGGUGGUUACAUUCAAUGAUGAGGCUCAAACGCUCUUGGAUCGCAUGCCACUAGUGGGAGAUGGUCAAAAGGUACUCAAGGCACUCGAAACCGCACGCAAGAUGCAUACCCCAAAUGGUGGAACAGGAUUUGCAGCCGGAUUUGGGCGAGCCAAAGAGAUUGCGUUUGCCGGCGCCAGCCAAGACAAGAACCAAAACGUCAUGCUCGUGUUUCUGAGCGACGGAAGACCAGGAGAUAUGAACUCGGAUCCACCUAAAAGUGAUCAACCGAUGCCGACCACGAUUCGUCGAAACAAGAUAAAGUACCCUUCGGCCGGGGCACACAUUGAAGAAAUGCAACAAAAGUACUGCAGUCAGUUUUCACUUCAUUUGAUUUGCCUCUUCAAGGAAGGAAAGAAGUGGCUAAAGUAUCUAGCAAACCGAUACGGUGGAACCUUGCACGAACCAGACCUCAGCAUGGAGGAUCACACGGCCAGGACUCCCACCAGGAACAAUGGUGACAUCAGCGACGACGAUGAUAGUAGUUACGAAGAAGACGAGAUCGUGGAAAUGAAGGUCAAGUCCCAGAAUACACUGAUCCGGGAACGCAUCGAUCGUGCCAAGUCUGCUGGAUUAGUGUUCUCUUUGACCAACACUACCACGGCCGAAGGAUCAUCCAUACGCUCUACUUUCGAGUCCAUUUCCUCUUCCGUUACGGCCAUGCGUGGAGGUAGUAGGCUCCAGGAACGACAGGGAGUUGUGUUGAAGAAGAACUCGCCCAUGAGCAGUUACUUGGCAACUCGCAUGGUUUUGACCAAAAAUCAAGAUAAAUUCAAUAAGAAGGAUACGGCGAAUGGGAGAAUGGUCCAGGUAUCACUGCACCCUUUUGCGCAAGGUGGAUUGAGAAAUGUGUACAAAAUGCGGCAGCCUGGAGAACCACCGCAGGUGGCCAAGGAAUCACGUCACGACGUUGGGUACAAAGAACGGCUGCGGUUUCACAUUGAAACCUCCAAAUGCCAAGCUCGAGCCUUGGAUUAUGCAACAAAGUUCAACAAAAAAUUGAGACGCAACAAUCAGUUGCAAAGCGCUGGCGUCCCCACUAUACAAGUCUUGGAGGCCGAAGUGAUUCGAUUGAAAGAUGAGACAUCUCCCGGCGGAUACAGAUACUUGGCAGUAGAAACCGAGUUGCGAGGCGAAUACCAAAAGUACAACAGCAACAAUGGUUUCGUCAGUCCUUCACCAACGCUUCAAUGCCAAGUUGCCCAGGCUUUCAGCCACUUUUCAUACGAGGAGAGUGAUGAAUCUGAGAUGGUCGUAGACAUCCAAGGUUCCGGGUACACCUACACGGACCCUCAAUUGCACUCCCAAGGCAAGGAAUAUGGAAGAGCCGACCGAGGCAUGAAUGGUUUCAAAGACUUCUUCCGUACACACAAAUGCAACUUCAUUUGCGCGGCUCUAGACUUGAAAGACCGCUCUGCUACUUCAGCAGCCACGACACCGGUGAAGAAUGAACAACAGAACUAGAAGAGGAAGUGUGGUGGAAUGGUGCUACAAAAGCCCUACUCAAGCUCCAAUCAAAUUGCAAACGGCCUGCUUGGGUGCUGUCAUGUACGGUCGCGUAUGUUCUUGAGCGCACACUAAGCAAUAUUAAGCAAUGUUAAGCAACUGAGGG